Molecule: messenger RNA, 1677 nt
Organism: Pseudozyma hubeiensis SY62
Lineage: Eukaryota; Fungi; Basidiomycota; Ustilaginomycetes; Ustilaginales; Ustilaginaceae
Exons: 1
Coding region: 1-1677 (558 amino acids)
Biological process (GO): positive regulation of mitochondrial translation
Source: RefSeq, a predicted model, not a curated record
AUGCUGCGAUCAGCAAAUAGGAUGAUUAGGACGGCGACAGCGUCGAGUCAGCCUCAGCUGUCGGUCCGCGCGCUUACGGCUGCAUCUCAAACCCGAGCCGUCUCUCAUACGGCGCUCAAACGACGCAACGACGACUCUUCAUCCGGAUCCAGGACGAAGGACGGAGCAGCGAAGCCCUCCUUGACAUCUCAACCACCUCGAUCGUCCUCAGUACCAGCUUCAGGACGUGCAGCCUCCUCCUCAUCCACCUCAUCACCAUCUCCUCCCCCUGCAUCGUCCACCGCGACUUCCAAACCCGUGCAGAUCUCCUACAACCCACCCAAGGGCACCACCGGUGGAGGCUCCAUCACCCUCAACCUGCCUCCACAACUUGUCCAAGCCAUGUCGCGUAAGAAGAACGUCAAUCCUUCCAAGACCUCCUCCGCACGUGCAAAAGCGCAAGCAUCCAAAGCGUUGCGUCAGACGCUGCCAGAGCCCACCACGGGCGAAGUAUACGCGUGGGCGACUGCGCAUUCGUAUUCAUUCUCCGAGUUGGUCCGAUCCGGAAGGCUGCCUGCCAACUUUCAGGUCUUCGAGGACAACGAGGUGAUCCACGUGCCGCAGUGGCCAGUUUCCGCAGCGUCAAGUGCGGCGGCGACGGAGGGUGCGGCAGCAGCGGGUGGAUCAGUUAGCAGAGGGGAGGUGUUCAUCUUUCGCUCCGGAUCGUAUGUAACAUGGGGAAUGGAUGAGGGGCAAAGUCAGAGGUUUCUGAGAAACGUCAUUCAGGGGAGGGAUCUCAAGUUUCAGGUGGAAGUAGGAAGAUAUUCACAGAUUGGAGAUGAGGCGAUGGAUUAUCUGUACGCUUCCUCUCAGCCAACGAGGGUGCAAGGUGAUAUCAUUGUCAUUGGGCAACCGCCGAAGUCGUUCGAUGCUGAAGCAGAGACGACGUUCGACGAAAGCUCUUCGGAUGAUCCUCUUGCAGAAAGAAUCGAUGGGGAAUCCUCAACCGCUGCCACUAGCAACAGUGCGGACUCUGUCUCGUCCUCCACCUCGUCCAACCCCUCAGACCCCUACACGUCCUUCGGAACCGAAUGGACCCCCACCCUCGCCCGCCUCGCCUUCUCCCAAGGUCUCGCCCGCUCCGCUCGACUCACCGUCCAAGAAUCCGCCCUCUCGCGCUUCCUCACCACCGUAUCCGCCAUCCCCGCACAGCUAGAAACCUCCGGGUCCGUACCCCUCUCCCGCACCGCCACCAUCAAACACACCGGUACCCUCCUCCGUCUCCGCCAGACGGCCAACCUCGACCGCGACAACUUCUACGACGAACCCGAGGUCUACUGGGAAAACGCAAAGAUGGAGGACCACUACCGCUCCAUCUGCCACAACCUGGAUGUCGGGCAGCGCUUCGAGACGCUGAACGAGAAGUUGGAUCAUUGCGAGAAUCUGUUGGGUAUGGUGAGGGCGUUGUUGACGGAAAAGUCGACGCAUAGGAUGGAGCUGAUUAUCAUUGGAUUGAUCGCGUUCGAGGCUGGGUUGGCGUUGUUGGGUCAUGGAUGGGUGCCGACGCCGGAGAAUGUGAGGGGUUGGUGGAGCGGGGCUAGGCAGUACUUUGGGAUGGGAGAUGGGGUCAAGGAAGUUUUGGAGGAAGGAGAACUAGUGAUCCCGAGCAAGCCGUCGACACAGCCUCAUCUGGUUUGA